AUGAGUGUUGCAGUCUCACCUGAGCUGGCAGGUAACCCAGCUGUUUGUCGGACAGAGGAUCCCAGGGAGGGAGACGUGGACACGGACUCGGGUGAAGAGGCGAGGCCGCUGGUGAUGGAGGAGGACUUAAAGGUGAUCUGUGCUAAAGAGAUGGCUCUGCUGUCCCUGAUCGAUAAGACGGGCUACAACAUGGUGCAGGAGAACGGGCAGAGGAAGUACGGAGGUCCACCUCCAGGCUGGGAGGGUCCUGCCCCCCCGCGGGGUUGUGAGGUGUUUGUUGGGAAGAUUCCCAGAGACAUGUACGAGGACAGCCUGGUGCCGCUGUUCGAGAAAGCCGGGAGGAUCUACGAGUUCAGACUGAUGAUGGAGUUCAGCGGGGAGAACCGCGGCUACGCCUUCGUCAUGUACACCGACAGAGAAGCAGCUCAGAGAGCCAUCCAGAUGCUGGACAACUACGAGGUGCGCCCAGGGAAGUUCAUCGGCGUGUGCGUGAGUCUGGACAACUGCCGCCUCUUCAUCGGCUCCAUCCCCAAAGACAAGAGGAAGGACGAGAUCAUCGAGGAGAUGAAGAAGGUGACGGACGGUGUGGUGGACGCGAUCGUAUACCCGAGCACCACAGACAAGAACAGAAAUCGAGGUUUCGCCUUUGUGGAGUACGAGUCCCACAAAGCUGCAGCGAUGGCUCGCAGGAAGCUCAUUCCAGGAACUUUCCAGCUGUGGGGUCACUCCAUCCAGGUGGACUGGGCGGAGCCUGAGAAAGAUGUGGAUGAGGAGGUCAUGCAGCGUGUUAGGGUCCUUUAUGUGCGAAACCUCAUGCUGGAGACGUCGGAGGAAACUCUUCGUCAGGAGUUCUCCCGCUUCAAGCCGGGCUGCGUGGAGAGAGUCAAGAAGCUCACCGACUACGCUUUUGUCCAUUACCGCUCUCGCAGUGACGCCCUCACCGCACUCAGCCUCAUGAACGGAGCCCAGAUCGACGGAGCCGCUGUGGAGGUGACGCUGGCCAAACCAGCGGGUGUCAAAGACGGAGGUGCAGCUGGCCGGAAGUGCGGCACCAGAGGUUGUCAGGGAGGAGGAGGAGGGAACGGAGGAAACGGGACAUUUGGGCCGCACAAGAAUGAUGGAGGGAUGAUGGGAGGAGACCCAAUGAGACUGGUGUCCCUGCCACUGACAAACCCCUUCUACAGUGGGAGUCGAGGAGAUGACCUGGAGCGCUGCAUGUACCCCCUGCUGCCCGGCACCCCCCUCACUGCCACCAGCCUGCUGUCGCUCAAGCAGAGUCAGAUCACCUCGGCCGUCAGCCUGCUCGACUUUUACUGCUGCAAAAACUGCUGGUUGCCCCCAGAAUACUACCUGUACUCCACACCAGGGCAGGAUGGAAAGCUACUGUUACUGUACAAGGUGGUGAUACAAUCCACACGAAGGACGUACAUCCCUGACAAGCUGUGUGCUCUGCUGGAUGAUGCCAAGGAGCUUGCUGCUCAGACCACCCUGUGGAACCUGGACUUGUCUUUUCUGAGCGGAGCAUCCUGCGACUCUCCCAGCAGCAACUCUCCUCCUCUCGCCAUUUCCCCACCUGCUGCCACUGUCACCACUCCAGGGGUCCUGACCUGCGCCAGCCGGGCCUUCGCCUCCUGCCUCCCUCCACCUCCUCCACCUCCUCAGUCCCCAUACCCCCUCUCCACCCUGUCUUCUCUCUCAUCACUCAGCCCUGCCGCCUCUCACACUCAGAGACUCUACAUCAGCCCGCAGUCGCCGUUCUACUGA
This is a messenger RNA of Pelmatolapia mariae (spotted tilapia), 1764 nucleotides long. RefSeq names its product RNA binding motif protein 46 (gene rbm46). NCBI's taxonomy places the organism in Eukaryota, Metazoa, Chordata, Actinopteri, Cichliformes, Cichlidae. Gene Ontology annotation, cellular component: nucleus. Gene Ontology annotation, molecular function: mRNA binding. The transcript is spliced from 10 exons. Bases 1 to 1764 code for a protein of 587 amino acids. The record is from RefSeq and is a predicted model, not a curated record.